This is a messenger RNA of Theobroma umbraticum, 1332 nucleotides long. RefSeq names its product acetyl-CoA-benzylalcohol acetyltransferase-like. NCBI's taxonomy places the organism in Eukaryota, Viridiplantae, Streptophyta, Magnoliopsida, Malvales, Malvaceae. The record is from RefSeq and is a predicted model, not a curated record.
AUGCAGGUUCAUAUCCAAACACGAAAGUUGAUAAAGCCAUCGAAUCCAACUCCACAUCACCUCAGAGACUUGGAGUUAUCAUGCUUUGAUCAGAUUGCUCCUCCAACAUACAGUUCCUUCGUUUACUUCUUUCCCUCUGAUAAUUGUAUCAGCACUUCGAUCGAAAAUGAAAGACUAGAAAAACUAGAAAAUUCACUGUCAGAGGUUCUAACCAGCUUUUACCCUCUAGCAGGUAGAUACGUUGAAGAUAGGCACGCCAUUGAUUGCAGCGACCAAGGCGCAGAAUAUUUAGAAGCUCAACUGAAUGCCAAUCUAAAUCAAUUUAUCCUGGAAGAGUUAGAUGUUGAAUUGCUGAACCAUUUGGUUCCUUUUCCGAAUGAGCUCAUCUUUACUCCCACAAUCCUGGCGGUUCAAAUUAACAAAUUUGCUUGUGGUGGUUUAGCUAUUGGUUUUAGUCUUUCACACAAGUUCACCGAUGGAUUUACAGUGUUCUCCUUCAUGAACGAAUGGGCUACUUCCUGCCGCGAAGGGGCAGAUAGAGUAAAAUGCUUAAGCUUUGAAAGCGGAUCCGUUUUGCCUGCAACGUGUAAAGCAACGCAUAAAAUUCCAGUCCCAGAUGAUAAUUCAGAAAAGCUUAUCACUAGGAGAUUUAUUUUCAGUGAAGCCGCUAUAUCUGCUCUCAAAGCUAAAGCCAUUGCCUUGGCUGGUGAUUUAGGACUUAAAAGCCAGCAGCAGCCUUCCAGAGUGCAGCUGAUGAUUGCCCUCAUGUGGAAGGCUCGCAUUGCUCUGGCUCAAGCAAAACACGGUUCAUUAAGGAAUUCAUUACAAAUCUUUCCUUAUAACUUUCGUGGGAAAACAGCCAUACAUAUACCACUGAAUGCUGCAGGGAACCUAUUCAGGAAUAUCAUUGUCCGAUUUACAGCAAAUGACAGGAAGCUGGACUUGCACCAAUUGGUGAAUCUAGUGGGAAAUGAAAUAAGGCACGCUGCCGAAUUUUUUGCAAAAACAGAACGGGCUGAGGAUUUGUUAUUGUCUGCAACUAGUUCGUCGAGAGAGAUCCAUGAAGAGCUAAUCGAAGGAAAUACAGAUAUUUGCGUCCUUACUAGCCUGUGCAAAUUUCCCUAUUAUGAAGCUGAUUUUGGUUGGGGAAAGCCUACUUGGGUAGCAAGUGGGCAUAAGCCGGUGGAAAUGGUUCUGUUAAUGGAUACCAGGUGUAGUAGUGGAAUUGAAGCAUGGGUAACCUUGGAACCAGCCGACAUGCUUCAAUUCCAGCAAGACCCUGAUAUUUUGGCCUAUAGUCGCAAGCCUGCAGAAUACUACUCAGUAAGUUAG